CUGCAGUGGAUUGGAGGAUGCACUGCUCAGGCGCGAUUUUGCAACGCGGGACAACGCUCCUGUGGGCGCACACAGGUCAAUUGAGACGACCUGCUGCGACAAGAAGGAAAGAAACCGCAGUCUUCACAUAUUCCUGCAACUUUUGUAGUUACUUUAUAGCAGAGAGCGGAUCAGAUUUUUUUUCUUCUUCUUGUACUCUUUGGAAAUGAAGGAAGUAUUUACUCCAGAUUAAGAAGGCAAACUAUUUAUUACACUUGCUCGUUUAUCUUGUUGAAAAAAAAAAUAGUUUUGCGGCUUUUGCAUCAAACACCGGGAUUUUGACACUCAAACGAUGGCUGAGAGCAAGCACCCUCACGUUAUUUUCUGCAAUGACUCGCCUAAAAGAGUUUUGGUGUCCGUCAUCAAGACCACUCCGAUUAAACCCAGGAAAGCAGAGGCCAUAACUCCGACAAGCCCCGGCUUUAGCGACUUUAUGGUCUACCCGUGGAAGUGGGGAGAGAACGCCCACAAUGUAACCCUGAGCCCGGGCUCAGGGAGUGGAGCCGCGUCCCCUACCGGGACACAGACGGCCAGGGAAGCGGACACAGCUCCUUCACCUGAGCAGAUCAAGGAUGGUAUCCGCAGAGGCCGGCCACGGGCGGACACAGUCCGGGAGCUGAUAAGCGAGGGGGAGACUUCAUCCAGCCGUAUCCGUUGUAACAUCUGCAACCGAGUGUUUCCCAGAGAGAAGUCUCUCCAGGCCCAUAAGAGGACACACACAGGUGAGAGGCCUUAUCUGUGUGACUACCCAAACUGUGGGAAGGCAUUUGUCCAGAGUGGACAGCUGAAGACCCACCAGCGCCUGCACACUGGGGAAAAACCCUUUGUUUGCUCUGAGAAAGGAUGUGGCAAUCGGUUUACACAUGCUAACCGGCACUGCCCCAAGCAUCCUUUCUCCCGUCUGAAGAGGGAAGAACCAAAGGAGGGUCUGGGGAAGGCUCAGUCUGUGGAUAACAAGGCUGUGGCAGAGUGGCUGGCAAAGUACUGGCGAACCCGUGAGCAGCGUGCCCCUACAGCCACCAAGGUGAAGCCACAGGGCAAGGCUAGAGGGCAGGACCAGGAGCAGCAGGAUCCAAUGGAGUUUCUCCAGUCUGAUGAAGAGAACGGGGAAGAAGAGACCGCAGAGGAGGAGAAGAGCACCCAGGGAGGAGCAGCCAAGCGCCGCCUCCAGGAGCAACGAGAGCGACUCCACGGCGCUCUGGCGCUCAUCGAGCUGGCUAACAACCUGUCUCCCUGAACGAACACCCAUCCCGGACUCCCAAUUCCCUGCCCUCGUAUCUCUAUCCCAGUCCGCCUUCCUGUUACAUGUGCUGUCGCUAAAAUUCUUCCUACAAUGCAGAUCAACAAGUAGUUUAGUUUUUUUCCUGUAAAGUUGUGAAAACAGACUUUGUAAAAGAGCUGGAUUGGCUUGAGAUCAGUGUUACACAGGUAUCUGUUCCCACACACAUUAUCAGGAAGGCACAAGCUAAAGCACCUUAUUCAGCUUCAAUUUUAUCCUUUUUAGGCUGCUAUAAUUGUAGAUUUGACAAUAUGAAGAAUGUCUUUCUUUCUUCUGUCUUCUAAAGGCAAAGAAAGGAUACCUAUCA
This is a messenger RNA of Pundamilia nyererei, 1625 nucleotides long. RefSeq names its product zinc finger protein 367 (gene znf367). The record is from RefSeq and is a predicted model, not a curated record. NCBI's taxonomy places the organism in Eukaryota, Metazoa, Chordata, Actinopteri, Cichliformes, Cichlidae. The coding region runs from base 332 to 1276 and encodes 314 amino acids. The transcript has 5 exons.